AUGGAUCCUAUACUGGAGGUUGUUUGCUUGCUGCUUGGGUUCAUUGGAUGGGUGAUGGUGGGGAUAGCUAUACCAAACCGUUACUGGAAGGUUUCAACGGAUGACGGGAACGUCAUCAUUACCUCGAACAUCUAUGAGAACCUAUGGAUGUCCUGUGCCACGGACUCAACUGGUGUCCACAACUGCCGCGAUUUCCCCUCUCUACUGGCCCUGAACGGAUACAUCCAGGCGUCUCGAGCAUUGAUGAUUGCAGCGGUCAUUUUUGGAUCUAUCGGGCUGGUCGCCACCCUGGUCGGGGUACAGUGUUCUAAAGCUGCCGGAGAGGACAUGGUUCUAAAGGGUAGAAUAGUUGCCGUUGGUGGUGUGCUUUUCUUUCUUCAAGGCCUGUGCACAAUGAUCUCAGUGUCUUGGUAUGCUUUCAACAUCACCCAGGACUUUUUUAACCCAUUAUAUCCCGGGAUAAAGUAUGAAAUCGGAGAGGGCCUCUACAUUGGCUGGUGCUCGGCUGUUCUUGCUCUCACUGGAGGGUCAUGUUUGACAUGUGCCUGCAAACUGGGCACGUCUGAGAAACAACCUUACCCAUACCAGCCCAGAGACAGAGUGUACUCUGGAGUUGCACCAUCACGGAGUCAGGCUGCCACUUCCUACGGCCAGGACGCCUAUGUCUGA
Salvelinus namaycush (lake trout) is the source of this 669-nucleotide messenger RNA. RefSeq names its product claudin-15-like. The transcript has 5 exons. The record is from RefSeq and is a predicted model, not a curated record. Gene Ontology annotation, cellular component: bicellular tight junction; plasma membrane. Gene Ontology annotation, biological process: cell adhesion; bicellular tight junction assembly. NCBI's taxonomy places the organism in Eukaryota, Metazoa, Chordata, Actinopteri, Salmoniformes, Salmonidae. Gene Ontology annotation, molecular function: structural molecule activity. The coding region runs from base 1 to 669 and encodes 222 amino acids.